AUGUAUUUUUCUCUGUUAAGCUUACCAAGAAAGUAUCUCUACCUCAUUCCUGAAGCAGUAAGCAUACCAUCUCCAACUUAAAAUUAACACUAAGGAGAUGAAACUAGAGGUGCUCUUGCACCAUGUCUAACUAAUUCGAAAACAAAACCCAACUUCUCUGCUUGCUGGAGAAUAUAUGACCAAGAAUUUCAGAAUUACCUAUUAUAACAAGGAUUUUUAGAAAGUUUGAUUGAUAAUUGUGAGGAAAAUGCAAUAUAAUCAUUUGCUGAUUUUAAUGAGUUGCUCAAGAGAUUCUUGGCAAGGUACAUCAAUAAUUUCUAAGAAUAAAGAUCUUAGAAAAUUGGAUAAAAUGAUUCAAUUUAUUAUCAUCUGGUAGAAGAGGCUGAAGAAAUUGACGAGUAAUUAAGGUUUAAGAAUCAAGAUCCUAUAUAAUAUGCUGAAAAUCUUGGUAAGACGUAGUUCUAUGAGAUGUUAAAGGAAUUAUAAUAGAAAAAAGUGCAAGAUUCCAAAACUUAUUAGGAUUUCUUGAUGUCAAAUGAGAUUUCACCACCACCACUAAAGUUUCACUCUAAACUUGGCAAAAAUUACCUAAAUUUUAGUAGUACAUAUGUAAUUGUAGCAUAUGCUAUUUAUGCAGGUGAAGAAAUUGGUAAAUAUUUCAGAGGAGAAAUUUCAUUAAAAAUGGUAGCAAAAAGAAUUGCAAUAUCUGCUAUUUCAACGGGAUGUAAUACAUUGGUUUUUUGUGCUGUUACAGUGCCAUUAGAAAUUGUUAUAGUCAGUGCCUUAGAUGCAUUUAGUAUUGGGUUAAGUUCAUUGGUUUUAGGGUUUAUUGGAUUACUAGCUGUUUACUAUUCAUCCGAACAUAUCAAUAAUUAAGCCAUUCGUUAAGCAGAUAAAUAUUUCGAUACCAAUGAUGAAGAUGAGAUAAUUAACUAAAAGUAGUUUUACCUAAAUAGCUUAAAGAUACUAAAUGCCACAGAAACCUCUAAAAUUGAUGAGAUUAAUGCUGAGAAGAAGCGUCUCUUGGUUAUCUAUCACCCUGAUUAAAAUAAAGACAAAAUUGAGUGGGCACAUCAGAAAAUUGCCUCUGUUAUCAUUGCUUUCGAGUGUAUUAAAUAUUACAGAGAAGUUAACAAUAUAUUUUAUUGA
Stylonychia lemnae is the source of this 1149-nucleotide messenger RNA. The record is from the annotation of a GenBank genome assembly. Lineage: Eukaryota; Ciliophora; Spirotrichea; Sporadotrichida; Oxytrichidae.